Tachysurus vachellii is the source of this 2044-nucleotide messenger RNA. It is a transcript of the gene slc36a4, whose product is annotated as solute carrier family 36 member 4. Gene Ontology annotation, cellular component: vacuolar membrane. Gene Ontology annotation, biological process: L-alanine transport; amino acid transmembrane transport. The record is from RefSeq and is a predicted model, not a curated record. Gene Ontology annotation, molecular function: L-alanine transmembrane transporter activity; L-proline transmembrane transporter activity. The transcript is spliced from 12 exons. NCBI's taxonomy places the organism in Eukaryota, Metazoa, Chordata, Actinopteri, Siluriformes, Bagridae. Bases 236 to 1651 code for a protein of 471 amino acids.
UUUAAGAGAACGCACCGGUGACGUUUUCAGCAGAUUCCGUCGGCGACGGUGUGCGCGAGGCGGAACGGCUCACGAGCGCACCGUGGGUUAAAAGUGAACCUCUAUAGAAUCAGGAAUGACACGGACGUGGCACGCGCACAUUCCGCACCACGCCCAGGCGACGGUGCAGCGUCCACGUCAGCGCGAGCUCGCGCGCGAGACGUGCUGAAGCCACGCCCACUGCCACUGUUGACGAAUGAAGAUGGAGCAACAACAAGCAGAUAUGGAGAUGAUGACCCCGCUGAUGGAGGAGGUGGGAGGAGAAGAGAACUCGGAUGAGGAGAUCAGCAAUGAGCAACAAUCACACGGCAUCACUUUCACUCAGACCUUACUUCAUCUGUUAAAGGGGAACAUCGGCACAGGGCUGCUCGGAUUGCCGCUGGCACUGAGGAACGCCGGGAUACUGUUGGGCCCAGUGUGUUUGGUGCUGAUGGGAGUGGUGUGUGUUCAUUGCAUGCACAUCUUAGUGAACUGCAGCCAUCAGCUAAGCGAGAGAUUAAAGAAGUCACCUCUUAGUUAUAGUGAGACAGUUGCAGUUGCCAUGGAGACAGGCUCCUCCCACUGCCUGAGGAGAGGUGCCAAUUUUGGCAGACUGUUGGUGAACUUCUUCCUGGUUUUGACCCAGCUGGGAUUCUGCAGCGUGUACUUCGUCUUCCUGGCAGAGAACAUCAAACAGGUGGUAGAGGGUCACUACAUGAACUCCUCCUCAUCAUCAUCACAAGAGGUGUUAACUUUUUACUCCAACAGCUCAGAAGGGGGCGGAGCUCCUGUUGUUUCUACAGCGCCGGGGCUGGACAAACGAGUGUAUAUGCUCCUUCUUCUUCCUUUCCUCAUCCUUCUCACCUUCAUCAGGGAGCUGAGCAACAUGGCACCUUUGUGUGCUGUGGCUAACCUCGCCAUGGCUGCCAGCCUCACGCUCAUCUACACCUACAUUCUUAAUGAUGUUGGUGACCCUAGGAAGCUUCCAUACAUCUCCACAUGGAAUAAGUUCCCCUUCUUUUUUGGAACUGCUAUCUUUGCUUUUGAAGGGAUCGGAGUGGUUCUUCCUGUAGAGAAUCAGAUGCGGGAGCCAAAGCGCUUCCCCUGCGCCCUUGAUGUCUCCAUGGGCAUCGUCAUUGUCCUCUAUGUUUCCUUGGCGACCCUCGGCUACCUCCGCUUUGGUGACGACAUCAAAGGAAGCAUCACGCUCAACCUACCGCAUGACUCCUGGUCUAAUCUCCUGGUGAAGUUGCUCUACUCUUUCGGAGUUUUCGUGACGUUUGCCGUUCAGUUCUUCGUCGCAGCGGAGAUCGUGGUACCUGCCGUGUGUGAGCGUGUUUCAGAAAGAUGGAGACGGCACACUGACCUCUGUACACGAGCACUGCUGACCUGCGUUACCUGCGCCGUGGCUGUUCUCGUCCCUCGUUUGGAUCUGGUGAUCUCAUUUGUAGGCGCGGUGAGUAGCUCCGCCCUGGCGCUUGUCUUCCCGCCCCUGGUGGAGCUGAUCGCUUGCUCCGCUCGUCCGUCGUCGCUGCUUUUCCUGAAGGACCUGUCCAUCGCUCUGAUCGGAUUCCUCGGCUUCCUCACCGGAACCUACGUCACGGUGGGCGAGAUUCUGUACCCGUCUCCAUGACGACGAUCAUUGCAGUGAUAACUGUGGUACUGAAUUGUGUGGGACACUUUCUCACACAUGCACAAACGCACACGCGCGCACACACACACACACACACACACUCCUGGACAAAAAAAUGACACGGGUCGACACUUUUUUAUAACUUUUGUAAAUGAGUUUUUCAUUCCAGCUGCACACACUGCCGUCCCUCACCGCACGCGCGUGUGUGUGUGUGUGUGUGUGUGUGUGUAAGAGAGAAUUAAGACCAUUGAUGUGCACCAUGGUGUUACAGUACAUUCCUCCUGUGUUGUGUGUGUGUGUGUGUGUGUGUUCUAAACACUCCUAUACACUGUACUGUAUAUAACAUUUGAUUAAACAGAUUUGUUAUUAAUAAAUUCCUCACUUUAACCACCA